AUGAUUUUUUUUCUUUUUUCUUUUCCCCCAGGAGCUGUCGGGCAUCACGGUGACAACUUAGCAGAGAAGAUUCUCUCCAUACUUCCCAAGUUACCAGGUCAUACCAAUGAUGUGAUGGUCAAUAUGAUGGAGCUCACAAGCCUGCACAGUAAUGAGACAAGUUGCAAUAUUAUAGCUCCCGGCUGCUUGGCACAACCAACAGAACCAGCUGCUAGAACUCUGUGGGAGUCCUUAAUGAAUCUAAAACAGAAGGAAGGUUUGAUGGAAGUUAGAAGACACCUUGUGGAAGCUGCAAGCCGAGAAAACUUGCCAAUCAAGAUGAGCAUGGGGAGAGUCACCCCAGAACAGCUUCACUCGUAUAUCCAGCUCUUCAAAAAGAAAUUUGACGCUCUUGAAAACCAUUGUGGGCUUCUGCAGAUCGCACUGGCUGUUGUGCAGACCCUAAAAGAUCCUCAGAAUGCCAAAUGGGACAACUUUUUAGCUUUUGAGCGGCUAUUUGUACAGAAUAUCGGUGAGUCAACAUUAUUUAAUGCACUGAAGCAACUGCUACCUAUUAUCAAGCCUUCCAGUAACAGGACGGAUGAUGAUUACACUCCCCAAGAAUUACUUCUAUUAUUGGUGUAUAUUUACUCCAUCGUGGGAGAAGUCAAAACUGGGAAAGAAUUAAAUGAGGCUGAAAGUCAAGUGAAGGAAGCCUUUGUCCAAGCUAUUUGCGACGAACCAGAGUUAUCCCCUUUGCUGCAGAAAAUAGUAGGUUGUGAGUCUUCCACCAAGGUUACAUUUCAAAAAGCCACGGCUGCAGUGAAUGAGAUCUUUAAGAGCCUAAGGGAUGUUACGCGAGCUCGGACCCACAUGAAACAGUUUAAUUCUGUACAUAUCCCGGGAAGCCACAGCCAACAGGCAUCUUAUAAACCAUUGAUGAAGCAAGUGGUGGAAGAAAUUUACAAUCCUGAUCGACCUGAUCCUGUUGAUAUUGAACACAUGUCUUCUGGGCUGACCGAUCUUCUGAAAACAGGAUUCAGCAUGUUUAUGAAGGUGAGCCGACCCCACCCAAGCGAUCAUCCUAUACUGGUUAUCUUCAUGGUUGGUGGUGUAACGGUAUCUGAAGUCCGAAUGAUGAAGGAUCUUGUAGCAGCUCACAAGCCUGGAGUAGAGGUAAUUGUUCUCUCUACAGCUCUCCUGACACCAUAUAACAUUCUGGAGCGGCUUUUUGCAACAGAUCGUCUCAAGCCAGACAUCGGUAUCUGAAGUGGCCAAAGCGGGCAUCUGGCCCAACCUGUGGGAAACGCACCAAAUUCUUGCCUUCUGCCUUUCAAGGACAUUCCAUUAAAACAGAGAUGCUCUGAAAUUGCCCGUAAUAUGAGAAAUGUUCAGAGGGGGAAAUCGUGAUGAGCUCAAUGUUUGUGAAGAAAAGCACCUACCUUCGUCAUUGCUUCAAAGCCAUUUUUGAGGGAUGUCAUGCUGACCUUCUUAUCCUUGCAGAAAGGUUGCUUUUAGCUGAAAAUCCUUUCUCUCCAGCUUAUUAGCAGCGAUGAUGGUUGCAGGGCAUAAGUGUGUCAGAGUCUGUAAAGAUUCAAAGAACAUUGUAAAAGCAUGAAAGAAAGCAACUCAGGCCUUCAUUUUUAGACAAAGCUUUUGCUGCAUUCAUUUGAGCACCCUUGUUCACAAAUUUUCUUUAGCAAGGUAGAUAAAAGAUACCGCCACCCCAAAAAAAUAAAAAAUAAAAAAGACAUGGGGAAA
Messenger RNA from Pantherophis guttatus, 1740 nucleotides. The record is from RefSeq and is a predicted model, not a curated record. Lineage: Eukaryota; Metazoa; Chordata; Lepidosauria; Squamata; Colubridae.